GAUGGAGGGAUUUUAAGCCUGUGGGUCACAGUCAACAUGAUUCGUAAUGUGAUUGGCCGUUCAACUUGUCGACUUUCCAGGGUAUAUGCUAGCAGUCGUGAUUACACAUCACGAGCACCUAUAAAUAUAGGGAUAUUGAUCGUUCCAGAGAAAGAAGCAUGGGUUAUUGAAAGGUUAGGAAAAUUCCACAGGACACUGGAACCAGGACUCAAUUUUUGUAUACCCAUUCUAGAUCGCGUCGCUUAUGUACAGUCACUGAAAGAAGUGGCCAUUGAAAUUCCAGAUCAGUCAGCCAUUACAUCAGAUAAUGUCGUUUUACAAUUGAACGGUGUUCUAUUCCUUAAGGUCAAAAAUCCUUAUUUGGCAUCAUAUGGGGUGUCCGAGGCUGAAUUUGCAAUUACCCAGUUAGCUCAAACAAUUAUGCGAUCAGAAAUCGGGAAGAUAAUUCUGGAUAAUGUUUUUAAAGAACGAGAGGCAUUGAAUUUUCAAAUCGUACAAGCUUUAGGCAAAGCAUCAGAGCCUUGGGGUAUUGAGUGUUUGCGUUAUGAAAUUCGCGAUGUUCAGGUGCCACAAAAAAUCAAAGAAGCUAUGCAAAUGCAAGUUGAAGCAGAACGAAAAAAGCGUGCAUCCAUUUUAGAGUCAGAAGGACAACGUGAGGCUGCUAUUAAUCGAGCUGAGGGUUUAAAACGUAGCCAGGUAUUAGAGUCAGAAGGUCACCAGAUUCAAAUUGUAAAUAAAGCUUCAGGUGAAGCUGAAGCUAUCCAACGUCUAGCAGAAGCUCGAGCUCAAUCUAUCCAAACCAUUGCCCGUGCAAUCGGUACUAAGCGUGGGGCAGAUGCAGUACAGCUUACAGUAGCUGAACAGUACAUAGAAGCUUUCAGUGCUUUAGCGAAGACAACUAAUACAGUAUUAUUACCAUCUCAUAGUGGUGAUGUUGCGUCAAUGGUUACUCAAUUUCCCUAAUACAGAUUGAAAUAAAUAUUUUCUGUUAACUAUCAUCAUUAGCCGCCUUUGGAUCUACUGACUUGGAUACUGGCAUUCAGUUAUAAGUUUCUGGAUGCAUUGAAGAAGCAGCUUUGAUGGGCGACCUACACACAUGGUUAUACAGGACCUGGAAAACUGGUACAAACAAGUACAAUUGGUCAUUAGUAGUAACCUGUCUUUUAUGCAGAAGCAUAUAAACAGGCUAUUAGAGUAGUUUAUGUAGAGAUUUGCUGCAUGGAAUGUUUUUUGAAUUGAUCUUUUCAGAUAAUUUUCAAGUAUAUCAUUAGAAAUGUCUUUCUCAAAUUGAAAUUUUAAAAAAGUGUUGGAUUUGGUUGGCUUCAGUCAGUCAUAUGCAAUGUAAAAGAGGCUGACAAAUUUGUGCAUCAGUUAAAAUGUAGUGAACACGAACACGAGUGGAUUAAUCGAAUGUAUUUGAGCACAAAUACACAGAACAUCUCACUAAAAUCUGAGAACCAUAUAGUAAAUAGUUAAUUUACAAAAUAUCAAUCCAUCGUCUCAAACUUGACUGUUCCUUUCGCAAAUAUCAGUCCAUUGUCUCAAAUUUCAUCGUUCAUACAUUUUCAUACCAAUUGCUUUCCGUUUCCGUUCUUCCCUUAUCGAUCUUCUACUGAAACACAUUCUAUGCCUGACCACCGUUACAUACUACUUAUGUGGAUAUAAGUAACCCACACCACAAAAAUGGCUUUAUCAUAUCAGCACAACUAGAUGAAAUUAUCAAGAGAAAUGCCAAUAUAGUAACGGUGUUAGUUAUAGUAGAAAGGACUAGACACAGACAAUACAAGUCGAGGAAAAAAUGAAAUCAUUGGAUAGAAACGUAUAAGAUUCGUUCUUGGUUAGUUCGUUCUCCAAUUAUUCUAAUGAACAAAUUUCAUGAUAUAUCUAAAGUAUAAUGGAUGAAUAACAUAUCACUGCCUUGUUAUCAG
Schistosoma curassoni is the source of this 1928-nucleotide messenger RNA. The record is from the annotation of a GenBank genome assembly. NCBI's taxonomy places the organism in Eukaryota, Metazoa, Platyhelminthes, Trematoda, Strigeidida, Schistosomatidae.